This is a messenger RNA of Camellia sinensis, 587 nucleotides long. NCBI's taxonomy places the organism in Eukaryota, Viridiplantae, Streptophyta, Magnoliopsida, Ericales, Theaceae. The record is from RefSeq and is a predicted model, not a curated record.
CUCUCUCUCUCUCUCUCUGACUCUCUCCUCCGGCGACGAGGACAACAGCGAAAAGCGAUCUCUCUCUCUCUCUCUCUCUCUACAUUGUUAUCUUGUUUGGAUCCGAUGAGAUGGGAAGGGCAACAACAGUCGGAAAACACAAAUCGACCAAGUUUGUGUUGAUUUGCGUGGCUCUUCUCGGAGCUGCCCUCUUCGCAGAUCUCUUUUGGGCUUCCUCUUCUUCUUCUUCCUCCUCUUCUCCCUACCUUUCCAUUUCAUCCGAUUGGCCUAUCCAAAAUUCCGACAAAUUCAUCGUUCCCCCUCUCCAUAACACCACAAAAUCAAAGGAUAACAAGGUUACUGUGCCUGGGAGAUUCUUGUCAGCAACUUUUGCUGAUUUACCCGGUCCGGAAUUAGAAUGGGAGAAGAUGGCAACUGCACCGGUGCCGCGUCUUGAUGGGGCUGCCAUUCAGAUCAAGAAUCUCCUCUAUGUGUUUGCUGGAUAUGGAACCAUUGACACUGUGAGAAAUCUUUACCACCUCUUGUUUCUUGUUUUCAAUAAUGCUUUAGCUUCUUCGGCUACAACAUAUCUUUGUGAAUUCAGAUGA